Molecule: messenger RNA, 1518 nt
Organism: Arachis stenosperma
Lineage: Eukaryota; Viridiplantae; Streptophyta; Magnoliopsida; Fabales; Fabaceae
Exons: 1
Coding region: 1-1518 (505 amino acids)
Source: RefSeq, a predicted model, not a curated record
AUGUUAUAUUGGGGGGAGGAUGAAGAUUUGCAAGAAUGCAAAAGAUGCAAGACAUCUAAAUGGAGCGAUGCUAAAAAGAAGAAACUAGCAAAGAUCUUGCAAUACUUUCCACUAAAAUCGAGACUUCAACGAUUAUUCAUGUGUUCUAAGACUGCUCAAUCAAUGCAAUGGAAUGCUUCGGCAGAAAAGAAAGAUUCGAAGAUGAGGCAUCCGCGGGAUUCUGAAGCUUGGAAGACAUUUGAUUUACUUCAUGAUAGGUUUGCAGAAGAUCCUCGAAAUGUACGUCUUGGUCUUGCAGCUGAUGGAUUCAACCCCUUUGGAGCUAUGCGUACAAACUAUAGCGUUUGGCCAGUGGUGCUUAUUCCAUACAAUCGGCCUCCAUGGGAGUGCAUGAAGCCAACAUCACUUAUCUUGUCAAUGAUUAUUCCUGGAGAAAAAAUGCCGGGGAACAACAUAGAUGUAUACUUACAACCUCUUAUUAAAGAGUUAAAAGAGUUGUGGUAUGAUGGUGUUCAAACAUUAGAUAGGUUUAAGAAUGAAAUGUUUACAUUGCGAGCAGCAUUAAUGUGGACAAUUAGUGAUUUUCCAGGCCUUGGUAACUUGUCUGGGUGGAAUGUACACAGUAAAUAUGCUUGUCCUACAUGUAACUUUAACACUGAUUCAUAUAGAUUAAAGCAUGGUGGAAAAUGGUGUUUUUUGGGGCAUCACCGUUUCUUAGAAAGGGGUCAUAAGUUUAGGCUAAGUCGUGCAAAAUUUAAUGGAAAAGUUGAGUUGAGGGAUCCCCCAGCAGUACUAACAGGGUCAGAAAUAUUGGAACAACUUGAAAGAAUCAAUGUUUCAUUUGGGAAGGAACUACAGGAAAGUAAAGGUAAGAGGAUUCGAGGAAAAGUUGUUGAAGAAGACGAUGAAUCAGGGAUGUGGAGGAAGAAAAGCAUAUUUUUUUAUCUUCCUUAUUGGGAGUCUAACUUAUUGCGCCAUAAUCUAGAUGUUAUGCACAUUGAAAAGAAUGUUUGCGACAAUGUGUUAUACACUUUGCUCAAUGAGACUGGAAGGUCAAAGGAUAAUCUCAAAGCUCGUAAGGAUCUUAAAGAAAUGGGUAUAAGGAAAGAUUUAUGGCCAGAUGAAAAUGGGAGAUAUCAUCCAUCUUUGUUCACAAUGUCAAAUUCCAUGAAAGAUAUAUUCUUGCGUACUAUAAAGAAUAUUAAAGUACUAGAUGGUCUCUCGAGUAAUAUUUCACGGUGUGUUGACCUGAAGCAAAGAAAGCUUUCUGGAUUGAAGAGCCAUGAUUGCCACGUUCUUAUGCAGCAACUAUUACCCAUUGCCAUACGUAAUGUGCUACCAGAUAAAGUUACUGCAGUGCUAAUAGAGUUGUCUUCAUUCUUUCAACAGUUGUGCUAUAAAAGCUUAAGUCUUACAGAACUUGAGAAGCUCCAACCUCGAAUAAUCCUUACCCAUUGUCAUUUAGAAAUGUUGUUCCCUCCUUCUUUCUUUACAAUCAUGGUUCAUUUAACCUGUUGA